AGUAAAUGCUAUCUUCUUCUUCGUGAAUGCUUCUUAGUUCCUGCCGCCAACCUAAUUUCAGUUUUCCGGCGGAAAAACUCAUACAAUUAGCAAGUUUGCUUGGGAAACGUGAAUAUUAGACUGAAAUCUCGUGUCCCAUUCGUUUCCGGGGUGAUUUCAGUUUCCAAUACGUCUCUAUUUUCUCGAAAGGGUUUUGGCGCGUUCCGAAACGCGUUUUCCGGUUUCCCGUUCCAGGACGUUUCGGGAACGGUACGUCGUGAUUUUUUUGCCGUUGUAGUGAUUAUUACUUACUUAUCUACAUUAAUUUUUUGGCGGAUUGUGGAAGCUUUUGUUUAGUUCUGUUUUGCCAAUCAUAAUAGGAUUAUCUAAAUAAAAAAAAUCAAUUAAAUUGUUUCUCCGUCUUGGCGACCGAUCAUACAAGGAUCCAGUGCCGAUCCUAUACAGGGAUCUUUGUCGCUUUACCUAGACCCGGGUAUGAGGGCGAGUUAUCGAAGUAACAUUAUAAUUGAAUAAAGUUAGCAACUUUUAAUCUGUUUAGCAAACUGCUCAGUGCUUGUAGAUAUUUAUUACUGAAUUGUGUAAGCUUGUUUAGUUCUGUUUUGCCAAUCAUAAUGUUUUCACAUUUGGAUUGUCUGAAUAAAGAAGAAAGAUGGAUGUCCAAAUGUAAGGCUAUUAGUCGUAGUAGAUUGCCUGAGCUACCAAAUGAAAUUUGGAUUGAGAUUAUGUUGAAACUGCCCAUUAAGCCUCUUCAUAUAUGCAAAUGUGUAUCCAAGACAUGGCACUAUCAUGUCUUGCACAUUUCCGAGACCCAGAAGGGAUUAGAGCUUCCAACUUGUGUCAUUUUAUUCGAAAUUAUGCGUCUUGAUGUAAAACGAGAGUUCGAUUUGUGUUAUUUAUCCCUUGGUGACUACAAGAUUACAAAAUGGUCAAUGGAUGAUCAAACCGAAAACGCUACCCUAGAGAUGACUGACCAUCAAAAUACCCAUGAAGAUUAUCAUGAUGGUAAUGUAAGUGGAUUGUUGCUGGGAAACUUAACCAUAAAAUUUGGCGGCUGGAUCUCAAAUGCCAAAAAGUACGAGUUAUGGAACAUGCACCGUGGCUUGAUGCUUAGCGUCCUCGAUACUCAUACUUAUCUUGUAUACAACCCUGCCACCAAUGAGGUUUUUGUCCUACCUAAGUCUCCUUCUCAACUUUCCAGAAUUCGACCCACUGAGCUAGCAGCCAUCGUUAAUUUUUCAGAUUGUCUUUUCUCUACUGAAUGUAAUUUCAGGGUCAUUAGUUUUUCCAAGGACACAAGAACAGAGAAAAGCAUGGUAUUGGUUGAGAUUUAUUCUUGUAACAAGAACGAAUGGUUUGUGUCAGAGUUCCCCCUUGAAAAGGCAGUCUAUUUAGAAAAAUGGAAUGUGUCUGGUGCUGUGUUUCUGGAUAGCACCUUAUUUUUCAUGACGAACAAGAGACAUGUUGUGGCAGUUCAAUUCCAUACAAGGGACCAAGUAAGCCUUUACUCUAUGCGCCUGCCUUCUUGUAUUGCAAAGGGCUUUAUUGAAUCACAGUUGCAUGUCUCUCAAGGAUGUCUUUAUCUUGCCUACCAUAAGUUUCUCAACCUAUGGAUUUGGAAACACAAUUGAAGAUCAACAGAUUCUGAUGCUUGGAUCCCGCAGUUUAUAUUCAAGAAAUCGGGUACUUGUUUAUGCCAACCAGUUGUUGAGAAAAAUUUUCGUCAAGUUGUGAGAGAACAAACUUCUCCAAGGAUCAUAAUCAUCCAUCCUGAGGCACCGAUUGUUUUCAUUAACGUGCAUUCAUCCAUCCUGAGGCACCGAUUGUUUUCAUUAACGUGCAUUCAUCCAUCUAUGCAUUCCAUCUUUUUAAUGGUACUGUUGAGAAGAUUGCUGAGAUUUCUAAGGAAGAACUUCCUUCGUUUGGUACUGCCUGCAUAUAUUCUCCAUGCGUUGCCUCAUUGAAGCGUCUAAACUCUAAAGCCAGCAAAUCCAGAUCGUUGUGAUCAAUCUAGUUGACCGAGUAUCUUGUUUGAUACUUCUCAAGAGGACAACAAAGGCAACUAAACAAGACAUUCUAGACUUGCAUGGUCCAAACUAGUUUGAAGGCGCAACUUUAUCCUUAAGAAGACAUUGAAUUAUCAUCUAAUUAAUUAUACUGUAUUUGUUUCAACUUUUUUUAUACUAUGCAUUUUUAUGUUGAUAUUGGUAUCUCUUAAUGUAAUAUGGUGAAUAUGUGAUGUUUUUUUCUCUUGACAAUUGAUUGGCCUGAAGAUACUUUCCUUGGACCAACA
This is a messenger RNA of Spinacia oleracea (spinach), 2290 nucleotides long. RefSeq lists its product as uncharacterized. Bases 612 to 1628 code for a protein of 338 amino acids. NCBI's taxonomy places the organism in Eukaryota, Viridiplantae, Streptophyta, Magnoliopsida, Caryophyllales, Amaranthaceae. The record is from RefSeq and is a predicted model, not a curated record. The transcript is spliced from 2 exons. Gene Ontology annotation, molecular function: protein binding.